AUGGGCUCACGGGGGCCGGCCGGCCUCCCGACAGUCAGACAGGGCCCCGGCCGAGCGGCCACCUGCGCGGUGGGCACCGCUGGCCCCCUUAAGGGCCCCGAGCCCUCCCGCGCCCCUCCUCCCGCGGCCGCGCCCCGACCCCCGGGGGCCCCCCCGCGCGCGGGCCCCUCCCGCGCCCCUCCUCCCGCGGCCGCGCCCCGACCCCCGGGGGCCCCCCCGCGCGGGCCCCUCCGCCCCGGGCCCUCCCUCCCGCGCCCCUCCUCCCGCGGCCGCGCCCCGACCCCCGGGGGCCCCCCCGCGCGCGGGCCCCUCCCGCGCCCCUCCUCCCGCGGCCGCGCCCCGACCCCCGGGGGCCCCCCCGCGCGGGCCCCUCCGCCCCGGGCCCUCCCUCCCGCGCCCCUCCUCCCGCGGCCGCGCCCCGACCCCCGGGGGCCCCCCCGCGCGGGCCCCUCCGCCCCGGGCCCUCCCUCCCGCGCCCCUCCUCCUGCGGCCGCGCCCCGUCCCCCGGGGCACCCCCGCCCCGGGCCCUCGCGCGCCCCUCCUCCCGCGGCCGCGCCCCGACCCCCGGGGGCCCCCCCGCGCGGGCCCCUCCGCCCCGGGCCCUCCCUCCCGCGCCCCUCCUCCUGCGGCCGCGCCCCGUCCCCCGGGGCACCCCCGCCCCGGGCCCUCGCGCGCCCCUCCUCCCGCGGCCGCGCCCCGACCCCCGGGAGCCCCCCCGCGCGGGCCCCUCCGCCCCGGGCCCUCCCGCGCCCCUCCUCCUGCGGCCGCGCCCCGUCCCCCGGGUCCCCCACGCCCCGGGCCCUCGCGCGCCCCUCCUCCCGCGGCCGCGCCCGGUCCCCCGGGUCCUCCCGGCUCCGCGCGCGGGCCCCUCCCGCGCCCCUCCUCCGGCGGCCGCGCCCCGACCCCCGGGAGCCCCCCCGCGCGGGCCCCUCCGCCCCGGGCCCUCCCGCGCCCCUCCUCCUGCGGCCGCGCCCCGUCCCCCGGGUCCCCCCCGCCCGGGGCCCUCGCGCGCCCCUCCUCCCGCGGCCGCGCCCGGUCCCCCGGGUCCUCCCCACUCCGCGCGCGGGCCCCUCCCGCGCCCCUCCUCCCGCGGCCGCGCCCCGUCCCCCGGGAGCCCCCCGCGCGGGCCCCUCCGCCCCGGGCCCUCCCGCGCCCCGACCCCCGCGCGGGUCCCUCCCCCAGCACUCAGGGGCGGGCCCGGGUCUCGGGCAGCUUGGCGCGGCCUCCGGACACAGACGGCCCUCGAGUCCUUUCUGCGGCCCCGGGGAUGCGCCCCGCGGCUCCCCACCACCACGGGACAGGCUGCCAAGAAAAGCGGACGGCGACCCCCCCUUUUGCCCCAGAGCCGGUCCUGCCCCGAGCGCGCACCCGCCCCCCCAGCAGCUGAGGAGACCCCACUAA
This is a messenger RNA of Diceros bicornis minor, 1401 nucleotides long. RefSeq names its product basic proline-rich protein-like. Bases 1 to 1401 code for a protein of 466 amino acids. The transcript has a single exon. NCBI's taxonomy places the organism in Eukaryota, Metazoa, Chordata, Mammalia, Perissodactyla, Rhinocerotidae. The record is from RefSeq and is a predicted model, not a curated record.